Molecule: messenger RNA, 1224 nt
Organism: Lithohypha guttulata
Lineage: Eukaryota; Fungi; Ascomycota; Eurotiomycetes; Chaetothyriales; Trichomeriaceae
Exons: 1
Coding region: 1-1224 (407 amino acids)
Source: RefSeq, a predicted model, not a curated record
AUGGCCGCCGAGUUCUCCUCCACAAUAGACCAAGCUCUACACGACAAACGCAUCGCCGGCGGAGCAGCAAUCGCAAUCGACAAGUCCGGCCGAGAACUCAUCAGAAAGGAAUUCGGCAAGACGUCCACCAAUCCCUCGGACGCGAAACCAUUCGCCUUCGACACGACGCUGUGGUACGCAAGCUCGACGAAACUCCUCACUUCGAUCUGUGCGCUCCAUUGCGUUGAGCAGGGUCUGUUGAAGCUCGACGAUGAUAUUGCGACGGUUCUGCCGGAGUGGAAGGAUCCUCAGAUCAUCACGGGGUAUGCUGAUGAUGGAUCACCGAUACUUGUGAAAGCAGAGCAAAAAAUUACCCUGCGACGGCUCCUGACUCACUCGAGUGGGAUGGUGUACCCGGAGAUGAACCCUUCGAUCACGCAGUAUCAGGCGGCGAAGAGCAAGGAGCUCGGCUAUGAUGUGGCAAAGGAAGAGAGGAUAUCAGAGUAUUUUAUGAAUCCGCUGAUUUUUGAGCCGGGGAGUAGUUGGGUUUAUGGACCGAGUAUUGACUGGGCUGGGAGAAUGGUUGAAGUUGUGACGGGUAGCAAGCUGGGUGAGUUUAUGGCUAAGCAUAUUUUUGAGCCAUUGGGGAUGCGGUAUUCUACGUUCGAUCCGGUUGGUAAUGAGGAGGUGAUGAGCAGGAUGACGGGACGAGUGGGGAGAAAUGCUGAGACCGGGCUGGUUGGUGAAGAGACUUCUGGGUUGAGGCAGGUCCGGAAAAAGGAGGACCAUCAUGGCGGAAGUGGGAUGUAUUCGUGCGCCAAUGACUACAUUAAGGUUCUGACUUCGUUACUGCUCGAUGAUGGCAAGUUGCUUCCUAGUGGCGGCGCCAUGAUGCAGGAGCUGUUCGCUGGGCAGCUCGAGAGUCCUUCCGGUCUGCACUUUUGGGCAACGCAUCCCAUGUUUGGCGCUUUCUUGACGCCUGGCUAUCCGCGGGAUCCUGAGACGACAGAAUGGAAUCACAGCCUGGGUGGUGCGAUUGUGGCGAAGGAGAUUCCAGGCCAUGCCAGUAAGGGCACAUUGUUCUGGUCAGGCUUACCGAACAAUUACUGGUUUGUUGAUCGGGAAGCUGGGGUCGCUGGAUGUUAUGCUAGCUGGAUCUUGCCUCCAGGUGAUGCACCGACGGGCGAGAUGUUUGGCGCUUUGCAGAGAGCUGCUUUCUGGGAGGCGAAAGGGGGAGUUCUGUAG